This is a messenger RNA of Emys orbicularis (European pond turtle), 501 nucleotides long. It is a transcript of the gene MID1IP1, whose product is annotated as MID1 interacting protein 1. The record is from RefSeq and is a predicted model, not a curated record. NCBI's taxonomy places the organism in Eukaryota, Metazoa, Chordata, Testudines, Emydidae. The transcript has a single exon. Bases 1 to 501 code for a protein of 166 amino acids. Gene Ontology annotation, biological process: regulation of lipid biosynthetic process. Gene Ontology annotation, cellular component: cytosol.
AUGAUGCAGAUCUGCGACUCCUACAGCCAGAAACACUCCCUCUUUAACGCCAUGAACCGCUUCAUCGGGGCCGUCAACAACAUGGACCAGACGGUGAUGGUGCCCAGCCUGCUGCGGGACGUGCCGCUGCUGCUGGAGGAGCUGGACUCGGGGGGCGGCUGCGGGGAAGGGGACCCCCAGUUGUCGCCGGGGGACGCCGGCGCCUUCUUCUCCCGCAGGGACAUGUACAGCCAUUACCUGCUGCUCAAGUCCAUCCGCAACGACAUCGAGUGGGGGGUACUGCAGCAGGGCGCCGAGGAGGCCAGCCGGAAGAAGGACAAGCUGAGCGGGGACAUUAGCCGGGGCCUCCCGGAGGCCGCGGUGGAGGAGGAGGAUCUGGAGAAGCAAUUUCACUAUCACCUGAGCGGACUCCACACGGUGCUCUCCAAACUCACCCGCAAGGCCAACGUGCUCACCAACAGAUACAAGCAGGAGAUCGGCUUCAGCAACUGGGGGCACUGA